Engraulis encrasicolus (European anchovy) is the source of this 6200-nucleotide messenger RNA. RefSeq names its product ArfGAP with coiled-coil, ankyrin repeat and PH domains 1 (gene acap1). The record is from RefSeq and is a predicted model, not a curated record. Bases 733 to 3054 code for a protein of 773 amino acids. Gene Ontology annotation, molecular function: GTPase activator activity; protein binding. NCBI's taxonomy places the organism in Eukaryota, Metazoa, Chordata, Actinopteri, Clupeiformes, Engraulidae. Gene Ontology annotation, cellular component: cytoplasm. The transcript is spliced from 22 exons.
CCAUAGCAUCGAACAUCAAUAGCUAGUGGGCAACACCGCCAGGACUAUUUGCAAAUUGUGAAACUUGAUGAAAGCCACAACUUAAUCAAAAUAAAUAAUUUGGAUGGUCCUCCCAUUGUCUGUAAAUUAAAAAAGGGGGGCUGUGUAGUUCGUGCACCAUAUGUUUAAACAUAUCGCCAUGUUUGGAAGAAGGGGCUUUUGCGUUCUAGCCUAGUUCUACUCUCAGCUGAGUGUUUCACCUUUCCGUACUUCGAGCACGCAACUUUUACGCACCCGGAAAUAAAGAUCACAGAAGGGAGGUGAAGCAACGGCAAGAGUGUAGCUACGAGAGGAAGAUACAUUUGUGUCCCUACCAGUUGCGUUAAGGAGCGAUACUUUAAAUUAAUUCUUAAUGACUGAGCGUACUUUCUAUUCGCCUCGUGAAUGGGGCAGAUCACUCGGUUUAGGGGUCGCAUCUUAAAAACGCUACGAAUUAAACGAAACAACACGCGUUAGACUUUUUUGGCAGGCGAUAGGGAUGGAAUAAUCAAAUGGUCCCUAUGCACUUGAAACGAUUAGACCCAUAUUUAACUACUUAUUUACAUCCGUUUAGUUUGAACAGGCCGAUUAGAUUAGGAUAGCCUACUAGUUUGGCACUCGGAUAGCGCAAACUGGCACAUCUUCUUGGGAGUGUUGAUGACACCUGUCGGAUUUUCUAUCCAUCGGUUUGCUCUGUUUAUGUAAAACAUCAAGAUGACUGUAAAGCUAGACUUCGAAGAGUGUUUAAAGGAUUCCCCUCGCUUCAGGGCCGAUAUAGAAGAAGUGGAGGGGGAUGUCGGCGAACUGGAAACACGACUUGAGAAGCUGGUGAAGCAGUGCAACACCAUGCUGGAGGCGGGGAAGGUGUUUUGCCAGAACAGCAAGAACUUCGUGACGGGGUUGAGGGAACUGGGGCAGCAUUACUCGACGGACGCCACCAUGGGGUGUCUGGAUAAGUUUUCCAAGAAGCUUCAAUUUAUUCUCGAGGCACAAGGGGAAUCCAUUGAUGCCAUACAGAAGAAUGUGAAGGCAAAGCUACAGUGUUUUGUGAAAGAAGAUGUGAAGCGAUUCAAGGAUGUGCGAAAAGAGUUUGAGCGCUGCAGCGAGAAUCUGGACACGGCUCUGAAUAAGAACGCCCAGGUGCCCCGCGGCAAGCAGCACGAGGUGGAGGAGGCCAGCAACACCCUGCUCAACGCACGCAAGGCCUUCAGAUCGGGGGCUCUGGACUAUGUGCUGGAGAUAAAUGUCAUCGAGUCCAAGAAGAAGACAGAGAUUCUGAAUGCUGUGUUGUCCCUGAUGGACAGCCAAGCACAGCUCUACCAGCAGAGCCACCAAUCUCUAAAGGAGCUGGAGUCCUACAGGAAGGGGCUGAGUGACGAGCAAACCCAACUGGUCCUCAAUGCAGCACGGGAGAAGAGAGACAUGGAACAGAGGCAUGCCGCCAUUAAGAAGAAGGAUAUGUCUUAUGAUGACUCGAUCAUGGACUACUGUGCAGACGCGGCUACAGGGAUCGUCAUGGAGGGCUAUCUCUACAAGAGGGCCAGCAACGCAUUCAAGACAUGGAGCAGACGCUGGUUUUCUAUACAGAAGAAUCAACUGGUAUACCAGAAGAAGUUCAAGGAGCAGCCCACUGUUGUAGUUGAAGACCUCCGCCUGUGCACGGUGAAGAUCGGGGUGGAGCAGGAAAGGAGGUUUUGUUUUGAAGUCGUCUCUCCCUCCAAAACAUGUCUGCUGCAGGCGGACUCUGAGCGUCAGCAGCAGGGUUGGAUCACUGCGGUACAGAGCAGCAUCGCCUCAGCCUUCCAGGAGCGCAGAGAGGACCCUCACAGUCCUAGAGAGCGCCUCAGCUCGGUGUCCGGGGGGAGCGGUGUGAGUCUGGAGCAGGAGAGCUCCAGCUGCCAGGCCCUGGAGGAGGUGCAGGCCAUCGCCGGCAACAGGCAGUGCUGCGACUGCGGAGAGCCCAACCCCGACUGGGCCUCCAUCAACCUGGGCAUCACGCUCUGCAUCACCUGCUCUGGGAUACACAGGAGUCUGGGAGUUCAUUUCUCAAAAGUGCGCUCACUUACUUUGGAUUCAUGGGAGCCAGAACUCGUCAGGCUCAUGUGUGAAUUGGGUAAUAGUGCCAUCAACAGAAUAUAUGAGGCUCGCAUUGAUGAGAUCACUAUCAAGAAGCCUCAUCCGUCCAGUCCAAGACAGGACAAGGAGUCUUGGAUCCGCUCCAAGUACGUGGAGAAGAAGUUCAUCCAGAAGCUGCCGGAGACGGGCCGAGUCACGCCGCUCAGACGCUCCAGCGCCAGAAGGAAUCGCAGCACCGUGCAGGAGCGAGCCGCACCGCCGGGACGACCGCCACUCAAACCCAAACCCAGCCGAGCCACGCUGCCACGGCUUCAAGGCAUAAGUCCAAGUGACCUCAAAAACAGUGCGGCCUCUUACAAGGACUAUGAGGAUGAGGAGGAGGACCUUAGUGGGCUGCACCCCGGUGCACUGCUCUACCGCUCGGCCGCCAUGCAGCACUUCCCCGUCAUGGCCGACGCCCUGGCCCACGGGGCCGACGUCAACUGGAUCAACGUGGCCGAGGACAGCAGCACGCCCCUCAUCCAGGCAGCCACUGCGAAUUCCUUAGCAGCUUGUGAAUUUCUGCUGCAGAAUGGGGCCAGUGUUAACCAGGUUGAUGCGAUUGGGAGAGGACCUCUGCACCACGCCACCAUCCUGGGACACACAGGGUUGGUGUGUCUUUUUCUGAAGCGUGGGGCAGAUUAUAAUGCCAAGGACAAGAACAGCAAAGACCCAAUCAGCAUCGCUGUGGACAGUGCCAAUGCAGACAUCGUUACCCUACUGCGGAUCGCCAAGAUGAACAAGGAGAUGCGGGAGAUGGAUGGCGCCUUUGGCCAAUCAGGUCAAUGCGAGGGUCUGGAGGGGCGGGACUGUGAGGGAGAGGGGGCCGGAGCAGGCUCCGUGAUUGGACAGACAAAAAAGAGUCUUCAGGCUCUCAGGAACCAGCUGAGCGACUGGGCCCAUGGUGUUCAGAACGGAUAGAAUAGUUAUACUGUAAUAGGGACAUUGGCACUUUAGAAGCAGAGGCACUAACGAACUAAUCUCCUACGUUGUGUUUCUGUCAUCGGUUUCAUAAGUUGUAAGGUUUACACACUUCUUUUUGCCUGCGUGUGUGUGUGUGCGCGCGUGUGUGCGCGUGUGCGUGUGUGUGUGUGUGUGUGUGUGUGUGUGUGUGUGUGUGUGUGUGUGUGUGUGUGUGUGCUGAUUCUUUUUCUUAGACUUUAUAACACCUCAUAAUGAGGAAAUCAUAUGAAAAUAUAACUGGCCAGUAAGUCAGUCAUAUGUUCUGGAUUUGAUGCAGGUCAAUACAAUAUAUUUUAUUGUGAAUUGAAGGGCUUUUACAGUUGUAUAUACUAUAUAUACAAAUAAUUUUGUAAUUUUAUCAUUUUGAAAUUAUACGGUGACUGCGUUACUUGAAGAAUUCUAUUACACUAGAUUUUAUAUAUGACUAGAUAGUACCUCAAGCAAAGGAUGUUUCAUUCAUGACAGGUUUGACUUGUCAACCUACACAUUGGUGUAGUUGUAAUGUGUCUUCAUUAUUUAACUGUCAAUACAACAUACACAUACUGAUAGCUGAAAUCAGCUAUGUUACCUUAAAAGGUCAAUGUGUAAAAUUUGCCUUCCCUUCUUCGAGUCGAGAAGUGACAAUACAAUAGCCUAGUGGUGGUUAAGAGACGGGCUAAGCACCUUCCCAAGGCUAGUGUCGCCUAGCGUCUCCUGUAACGCUGGGGACACAUGUAGACUAGGCAAAACGAGCAAAGUGAAGAGAGGUGAAAUUCAAUGUUCCAUUGUGACAACUUAACGGUCAAUAGGUCGUAGCGGCAAACUAAAUGGAUUGCAACAUUAUCUUGCUGAUUUGAUUGGCCGCUGCAGGCGAAAUGCGCUCCUCAUUUGCAUAGGCUAUAUUAGGCUUGGUCAAAUAUUUUUGCUUUGCUUCGCUUACUUUCACCGCACUUCGCUUCCCUCAUAGCAAUGAAUGGCAACGUUUGCUUUGCUCGUCCAAAUUCAUGAAUGAUGAAUUUAUGAAUUGAUAUUUAUGGAAAAGGUCAAUGUUAGUCAAGGUAUUCAGAUUCUUUAACCUUGUCAAUGGCAUUACAAUUAACUGAUCCAAAGUGACUUACAGUUCUUUAGAUUCAUGUUGCUGAUGUUGUGGGAUACAUUUGAUAGGCCUAUGUACCCCAAUGGCGAUUACAAACAUAUAAUGUAGUUUGUAACAUAGCCUACUCCAUAAUGUUACUCUAUAUUAGUAACAUAAUUUGAAUACGUUGGAUUAUUUAAUGUACAUAUUACCAUGACUUUUACAGACACACUUUGCACUGAACUGUCAGAUUUCACCUGUGCCUUUUAUUCUUCUUUUUGCCGAUGAUCACAACUGAACAAACUUCAUAUGUUCGACUAGAUCCAAUUUAGCCUGUUCUAAAAACAAGCUUUCGAUGGUGAAAGAUUCUGCCUGUGUCCAUUUGAAAACGUCCAAUUUUAUUGCCCACAUUGUUUGCUUAAUGUCACCUUUCUCAAGUCUGCUUCUGUGCAUAUCUGUGUGUGUGUGCGUGUGCGACAUGCUUAUGUGUGUGCGUGUGUGCGCGAGUCUGUCUGUGUGUGUGUGCUGACAUGUCCCCAGAGGCGGUUGGUCUCUCCACCGCUUAUUCAGUUUUGUGUCGUCUUCACCUUGCCUAACCAGUACAGGUAAUUGCCUUCCUUGUCAACCUGCUACCCUGUGCCUACACUGUAAAACAUUGCAAACCAGUUAAACGUAAAAAAGGUAAGUUGCCCUGCUGCCUUAAGUUUGUAAGUUUACUUUACUUUUAUUUUUCAGGGCAUUGCACAUUAACGAACAUACAUAGCAUGUAUAUGUGCUAGAUUAUAGCACAAUGGCGAAUUUCCAUCUGGUGUCCAAAAUAAGUUAACUUGAGGCUAAACUCAACUCGAGGCUUUCUCAAGUUGAGUUAACUUACAAAGUUAAGGCAGUAGGGCAACUUCGGUAAAACUACUAUGUAUAGUCUGCUCGUUGAGCUGCAUGAUUUAUUUUAGUUUAGUAUUUUAGUUUCCAGGGAUGGACUUUCUCCCUUCCCCGCUAUUCACUCAUUCUGUCUUUCUCUCUGUCUGUGCAUGUCUGUCAAAAACGUUCUUCUUCUGUUUUGGUUCAUGCAAACAUGCUGAAUUCUGGUGGCUGUGUUUCAUAUAUCUGUAUUUAGAUAUUGUGGUAGAUCAAAGGGCAACAUCAAAGCAAGGAAUGAGCAGGGGAUUUUGUUAGUACAUUGUGCUGUAUUAAAGGGUCUGGGAACAUUAGUUAUACACUGUCUCAAAGAAGCACUAACUCCACUAACCACUAUUUUCCACUCACCAGAAGAGUAACACAAACUUCAUUACCUCCGCCAAGGAGGUUAGGUUUUCGGUCGUGUUGGUUUGUCUGUCUGUUUUGUUUGUUUGUCUGUCUGUCAGCAGGACGACUCGUAUUUGGAUUUGGAUGAAUCUUUGUGGAGUACUUGGAAAUGUUAUGUUAUGAACGAAUUUGGAUGAAACUUGAGUUGAGCUCUUGGAAAUGACAAAAAGAACAAGUCUGUAUCUUUUAAAGAUCCUUCACCAUUGAGGGACAGGGCAAAUUUUGACAUUCCAUUUUCUAACUCCAAAAAAGGCAGAAAGACUUAAAAAAUUUAUAGGGUGUGUAACAUAGUCAAAUGUUCUAUCACACAGCUUCCUUGGCGGAGGUCUGCACUCUCUGAGUGCGUUUCUAGUUAUCGACUGGCUUGGGGGUUCUCAAUCACAAUUGCAUGCAAAGGAUCUGUAAAUGUUUUUGUGUUGAUUGCCAUGUGGCCUUUUAUAUAUAGAGUGAAUUUGCAAAUCUGUGACCCUAAACUACCCUAGGGUAGCAUAUCUCAUAGUUUGUGGUCAUAAUAUCCACUUUUUUUAUAGUUAGUAAAUAGCAUGAUGUAUUAACACUCUCUCUCUCUCUCUCUCUCCCUCUCUCCUCUGACUUUCUACAUGUUUGUCUGUAUCCUUCGGUCUUACUAAACGUACUCUUCUGUCUCUUUCUGAAACAGGUGAUGAAACGUGUCAAGACAUCUUCAGAGACUUCUCUCAAAUGGCCUCCCACAAUCCAGAGAAGCUGAAGCGUCGCAGCACCGAUAUUA